CUGUCUGUAGAGACACCACCCUGCCACUGUCUCUCCGCCUCACUAUUUCACUCCCUCGCCUGAGAAUCAACAGGUCGUCCGCGUGGCGUGUUUGGCCUGGAAGUGCAGCGCAGUAUCGCGCCUGCCACACACGCCGCAGAUCCCAGCACCAGCUCUUCCUCCGCUGCUUCUUCCUGCCUUCUCAUUUCCUUAAAGAAGAGGGACUCUGCUAGCGGGCCACGGGCAGGGGGCUGGGUCUAGCCGACGGCAGUGUGGCUCCCAGGAAAAGAGGCUGCACAGGCGGAACCCCCCAGACGCACAUCGACUUGUGACACCGGCCAUGUGAUGCCCUCCUGACACUUGCCUUCCUGGACAGCAUCGCUCCUUCUGCCCUGCCUACCCAGAGGAACCCCCUGCCAGCAGAAGGAUUCCACAUCCUUCCCCCCAGCCUCCGAAGCGUUCCCUCUCUGCCCACCCGCGUUCAGCUGGCGCCAUGGACCUCACGCUGUGGCAGUACCAGUUCCGGAUCAUCAUGCUGGGGGAUUCCACAGUGGGCAAAUCCUCACUGAUCAAGCGCUACACAGAGGACCAGUUCCUGGAGAGCAUUAACCAGACGGUCGGGGUGGACUUCUAUGUGCACUUCCUGGAGGUUGAGCCGGGCGUGACGAUCAAGCUGCAGUUCUGGGACACGGCCGGACAGGAGCGCUUCAGGUCUGUGACGCGCUCCUAUUACCGGAACUCGGUGGGCGGCCUGCUGGUGUUCGACUUGGGCAACCGGGCAUCCUUCGAGCGCAUACAGGGGUGGUACGACGAGGUGCGGGAGCGAGUGCAGCCGCACAGUGUGCUAUUCGUGCUGGUGGGCAACAAGACGGACCUGGAGGACGAGGGCCUGCGGCAGGUAGGCCGCGAGGAGGCCGAGCUGCUGGCCGGCAAACUGGGCGCGCCCUACGUGGAGGCCUCCGCCAAGGGCGGCGAACGCGUGGCCGAGGCCUUCGAGCUGCUGGCGCGGAGGGUGUACCAGGGCCUGCGCAACGGGGAGGUGCAGAUGCGAGAAGGCUGGGACGGCAUCAAGUGCUCCGCCCCCCGGGCCCUGGAUGCCAAACCAUCUCAGUCCGGGAAGACCUCCUCCGCGGGGAAGAGCUGUAGCUGUUAGCAUGUGGGCAGGCCGAGGUCCGCGCCGGCCCGGGUGGCUCCCCACAAACUCUCCACACACAGGGACCUGUGCUGCUUCACACCACAGCAAACACAGCAGUGUGAUGUGAAAAAUUUGCCAGUAAUAAAAGAAUUUGAUUUAA
Messenger RNA from Brienomyrus brachyistius, 1274 nucleotides. It is a transcript of the gene rab42b, whose product is annotated as RAB42, member RAS oncogene family. The transcript is spliced from 2 exons. The record is from RefSeq and is a predicted model, not a curated record. Gene Ontology annotation, molecular function: GTP binding; GTPase activity. Lineage: Eukaryota; Metazoa; Chordata; Actinopteri; Osteoglossiformes; Mormyridae. The coding region runs from base 473 to 1132 and encodes 219 amino acids.